Molecule: messenger RNA, 1546 nt
Organism: Engraulis encrasicolus (European anchovy)
Lineage: Eukaryota; Metazoa; Chordata; Actinopteri; Clupeiformes; Engraulidae
Gene: zdhhc21
Product: zinc finger DHHC-type palmitoyltransferase 21
Exons: 8
Coding region: 33-833 (266 amino acids)
Molecular function (GO): palmitoyltransferase activity
Source: RefSeq, a predicted model, not a curated record
UCCUCCUCCUCCUCCUCCUCCUCUUCGUGAGGAUGAAGCUGCGUCUUCAUUUCGUGGUGGACCCCAUGGGCUGGUGUUGCCUAUCUGUGGUGUUCGGGAUCUGGCUCUACAACACCGUCUUCAUCCCCAAGCUCAUCCUCCUCCCCCACUACCACCAGGGCCACGUGCCAUGGGCACUGCUACUCUGUUACUACGGAGCCUCCCUGUUCUGCCUGACGGCACUGGUGAGAGCCUCCACUGCCGACCCCGGAAGAAUACCCCAGGACCCCCACAUACCACACGCAGAGCGUGAUGGCUGGGAGCUGUGUAAUAAGUGUAACCUCAUGAGGCCUCUGAGAUCGCAUCACUGCAGCCGAUGCAGACACUGCGUACGGCGCAUGGACCACCACUGCCCCUGGAUCAAUAACUGUGUGGGGGAGGAUAACCACUGGCUGUUCCUGCAACUCUGCUUCUACACUCAGGUGCUGAGCGGCUUUACACUCCUGCUGGAUUUCUGCCAAUACUAUUACCUGGACCCCCUCACACACACACACCAGGACUCCUUCUGUGUUCGUCAUGAGUUGGCCUUGUUGAGAGUUUCCACCUUCAUGGGUCUGCUGAUGUUCGGAGGGAUGAGCAGUCUCUUCUACACACAACUAAACGGAAUACUGACCGACACCACUACAGUGGAGAAGAUGUCCUUUUUCCAGACUCCAGAACGCUCCCCCGGUGGUCGUCCUUGGCAGGUCUCGUUGUCUGAGGUGUUUGGUACCCAUUGGAAGCUGCUGUGGUUCAUCCCCUUCAGGAUACGCCAGCCUCUAGGGGGCGCUAAAUACACCCGCAUACACGUCUAGCACACUAUACACACACACUAUACACACACACACACACACACACACACACACACACACACACACACACACACACACACACACACGCUAUACCACUAGGAUGAUUCAUACACACCCACACCCACAUCACACACACACACACACACACACACACACACCUUGUGCCCGUCCAUGUCAGACGACAUCCACACCAGUGGCGACAUUCCACACACAUUCAUGCCUCUGCACUGCUACACACACACACACACACACACACACACACACACACACACACACACACAGACACACACUCAGACAUACAGACAUACAGCCCAAUUUGCCCAUCACCCUCGCAGUGCCCCUGCCCCAGACCUCCACAGUGCUACCCCAAACUCCCCGACUCCUUACCCCAGCAUAAAGCUACUGUUUCUGGGCAGUGUGUGUCUAGGUCCCCUGGUCCUUUGGGACAGCUACUGUGGAUGAUGGAUGAUCUGGGGGAGACUCAUCGAUGUCAACCCCCAGAUGACCAGACUCCCAGCCCCCCACACUCCAAGACUCCUCACCCCAGGAGAAAGCUACUAUCUCUGGGCAGGGGGUGUCCAUGCCCCCUGGGUCCCUAGACUGCUAUUGUGGAUGGGGGAGACUCAUCGAUAUCAACCUCCAGUUCUCCAGAGUGCUAGCCCCACAACUCCAAGACUCCUCACCCCAGGAGAAGGCCACCGUCUCUGGGUAGUGUG